This is a messenger RNA of Pelagomonas calceolata, 1488 nucleotides long. The record is from the annotation of a GenBank genome assembly. NCBI's taxonomy places the organism in Eukaryota, Pelagophyceae, Pelagomonadales, Pelagomonadaceae.
AGCGAUCCGGAUUCAAGCGGGCCUAACACGCCGCAACGCUCUUCUGAGCAUCGAUGCUCUCACUCUAAUAGCUGUGCGACCGCCUCAAGCCGCCAUGCGGGCAUCCUUGUUCGUCCUGCUGACCGCUGGCACGACUGCCACCACCAACCCAGCAGUGCCGCGCGCCGUACACCGCGGCGGCGAGACGGCCCAAAAGAAGACGCUCGACGAUUUUUUACGGCAUCUGGGCGACGGCGAGCUUGCCACCGUCUGGGAGCAAACUCCGAAGCUCUGGCGGCGCGUCGACGGCUGCGGCCCCGAGCUCUUCUCUUUCGAGGACGCCAUCAAGGGCGCCGAGGCGGGCCUGCUGGACAACGCGGCCGUCGCGGACGGCGCGCAGGCCGAAGCGGGGCGCUGGGUCGCGGAGAAGGCGGGCGCCGCGUCGGCGGACGAUUUGAAGCGGGCGCUCGCGAAAGGCACGGUCUUCUUCAACGGCGCGGGCCUGGCCUUCCCGGCGCUCGCGGCCCUCGGCGCCGCGUGCCACCGCUUCCUUGGAUUACCGGCGAACAUCAAUGUGUACGUCACGGAUCCACGGAGAGAGGUCUCCGUGUCGCCGCACUCGGACGCGCAGAACGUUUUAGUUUUUCAGUGUUCUGGAAUGAAGCGCUGGCGCGUCUGGCCCUGUGUGGAAUUGCCACGCCAUCGCACAGACGCAGCUACGGAAGCACGUCGCGUCGAUGGCGUGGGGCGCCCGAAAUUUGAUUUCCACACAGGUCUGGCCGCCGCCGCCGCGCGAACGCGGCAAAGAUCCCUUCGGGCGCGGCAAGGGCGGCGACCGCGUCGAGGGUUUGGGCGAGCCCGUCUUGGACGUGACAUUACAACCAGGUGAUGUUUUAUACGUCCCGCUGGGCUGGGUCCACGCGACGUCGACGGCGGACAGCGCCGAGCGCAGCUGCCACGCGACGCUGGGCGUCGACACGUACUUCUACGGCCUCUGCUGGUCGAACGCGCGUAGCAUCGCGCUGGCGCGCAACCGCGUCGGCGACGACGUCGACCCCGGCGCGCUCGACGAGGGGACCUUUUCCCGGCUCUACGGCGCGGUGCCCGUGGGCUUCCUGCGACCUCAGGCCUUAGACAACGAGGCCUGGCUUGAACACUUCGUGACGGAGCUCCGGGCGCUGCAGGAGGCUGUGGGCGGUGCGUCGCCGCUCGGAGACGACGCGUCGCUCCGGGACCUCGCGCGGUUCUACCUCACGUACGCGCGCGACCUGAUCGACGAGCGCAAGUACCAGUGCAUAAAUCAAAUUGUCCGCGGCGCGGUCUCCGCCACUGCCGAAUCAUGACCCCACGCCAUCGACGCGACGCCACCCCGAUGGCGUGGCGUUGUGGUCUAUUACUGCUCGUUCCAGCCAACACGGCCGCGUUUUUGCCGAGAAAGGACUUCGAUCGUGCACUCGAAUCACUGGUUGAUUUGCUCACAGGCAAGUACGCCGACGUACCAGAACCGGC